AAAUGAAGUAUCCCGAAAUUCACGAAACCUCGCAAGAAGCAAAAAAGGAAAUUAUACGAACAGCGGCGAAAUGCAACAUAUCGCCAGCUAUUUGGUCAGAACUGCUCGAGUGGGCGGAAAAACAUAUUCCACGUUUGCUUCGUGAAGUAGUUCAAAGCCACGUUUCAAAUGCUCCAAAAAUUGCAGAUAUGAUUCUACAAAAACAUUGUUUCACGGAAAACAAAUUUUCUUCGUUUCAUUUGGCGGCGUUUAAUGAAGGAAACUACGCGGACAAAAUAAUGCAAGCGUUAUUUGAUAGCAAAAGAAUUCUAACCGUGACCGACAGUGGACUUACUCCGGCUCACAUCGCAGCCCAAAAUGAGUCGAAUUGCGGAAGUAGGCUCAUGAAAGUUCUGCUGGAUAACGGAGCGGACCCAAAUGCGCGUUUCCAAGACGGAACUACACCCGUUCACUGGGCAGCCACAAAUCAAGGAAAACAUGCAGUCGAUAUUUUAAAACUCUUACUCGAUCACGGUGGCGAUGUCGAUAAGAUCGAUGAAAAUGGUUUCAAGCCAAUUCAUUAUGCAACCAUGAAUACCAGCGAUUCAGCGCCUAAACUAUUAGACUUGCUCCUCGAAAAACGAAGUGCUUGCAUCGUCGAAAGCACUGGAAGUACAUUACUCCACUUGGCAGUGUUAAACAAUGGUGGCUGUGCACAAGAUAUCAUUCUUCUGCAAAUGAGCGGCGAUCCGAAUGCUGUUGACCAAUCAGGAUGGACACCUGUUCAUUACGCAGCGGCUAGUGAAAACGACUAUGCCCAUGAAAAACUGAAACUUUUGUUAGCUUGUAACGGAAAUUUAACUAUUCAAGACAACGAUGGAUUCACACCUAUUCAUUGUGCCAUCAUCAAUAAAGGGAAAUGUGGGGACGAAAUGAGGAAAUUAGUGGGUGUAAACCCAGAAAAAACAAACGCUUACCUCAACAGCAAUGGUGAGACGCUCCUCCAUUGCCUUGUCAGCAAAAAUGACGGUAAACUGGAUCAUGUUCAAAUGGUAAUCCAAAAUGGAGGCAAUCCGAACGCAACGGACAAGUUUGGACGUUCACCUGUUCAUUCAGUCGUCAUCUCAAACGAAUCACUUGUGGGACUAGAUAUGUUGAGACUGCUGCUUGCAAAUGGAGGAAACGUUAACCUACAGGACUAUGAAAACCAAUUUACACCAGUUCAUUAUGCGGCAUCUAGUUUGAAAUUGAGAGUGCCUGAAAAAAUGAAGAUCCUCCUUAACAGCGGCGGAGAUGUAAACAAGCAGGGCAAUGAUGGGAUCACGCCCCUACGUUUAGCGGUUGCAAACUCCGGAAUUUACGGACCUCUAGUGACAAGAAUGUUACUCGAAUUUGGAGCUGACGUGAAUGCCAUUGAUGUUAAUCAACAAACGCCCUUGCACGAAGCAAUCAGAAAUGAGAACGAUGACAUUAGGUUUGACGCUAUCCAGCAACUCAUCGAAAAAGAUGCAAAUCCUAACGCUCGCGACAGCAACGGAUGGACACCGAUGCAUUACGCCGUUCAAUAUAGAAAACGUGCUUCGGCCAAAGUCGUGGAAUUUCUGCUACAACACGGAGGAAACAUGAACAUUGCAGACAAUGGAGGUGGAAUUGCUUUCAACACUGUCUACUGGUUACUCAUCUUACUCAUUUCCUUCAUUAUUCUUUAUCUUCUCCGCUGGAAACCCAAUUACCGACUUCUUACUGAACGCUUAGAUGGACUAGAAGAUCUCCCGCCACCUGUGAAACGAGCCAGCCAUUGGGUACAUUUGCUAAAUUUCUCCAUCGAUGAAGAAGCAAUCGGCACAGACGGCACCACUUUUCUCUGGUUUCAAUAUCGAUUGAUUCAAAUUGAAUUCCUCAGAAUGGCUCUUGGUAUCGUUUUGAUUAUCAUGCAUUUCCACAGCGACAAAUUGGGUGAAUGGCCUAACAAAACUCUUCGUUCUACGGGUCUUUACAAUAGUGGCGUUAAUGGGACUCACGGUGUCAUCUGCAGUGCAAUUCUAACAGUGUUGAUUUGGCUGAUGAGGAAGCAGGGGCAACAUCGUUGUAUCCGCUCAUUGGCCAGUCACGACGGCAAUAGCAAUUCGAGCAUUUGUAAUCGCAGAUGGCUCAUGAUUACUGGACUUCCACUUACAACCACUGUCGAUUCGCUAUUAGAAUAUUUGAUGUGCACGUUUGAAAGCAGUUUUAGCAAAGGAAUUAACAGGGAAAAGAUUGUGAUGGCCCACGAUCUAAGUCAAUUGCUGCCUGUGAUCGACCGCCUGGAUUUCAUUAGGAACGUUAAAUUGCAGAUAAACGGAAAGAUGGAAGAAAUGCUCACGAUGGAAAAGGACAAAAUCAUCAACACAUAG
Messenger RNA from Daphnia carinata, 2372 nucleotides. RefSeq names its product ankyrin-1-like. The coding region runs from base 3 to 2372 and encodes 789 amino acids. Gene Ontology annotation, molecular function: protein binding. The transcript has 4 exons. NCBI's taxonomy places the organism in Eukaryota, Metazoa, Arthropoda, Branchiopoda, Diplostraca, Daphniidae. The record is from RefSeq and is a predicted model, not a curated record.